Messenger RNA from Dipodomys ordii (Ord's kangaroo rat), 1170 nucleotides. RefSeq names its product pepsin F-like. Gene Ontology annotation, biological process: proteolysis. The coding region runs from base 1 to 1170 and encodes 389 amino acids. Gene Ontology annotation, molecular function: aspartic-type endopeptidase activity. The transcript is spliced from 9 exons. The record is from RefSeq and is a predicted model, not a curated record. NCBI's taxonomy places the organism in Eukaryota, Metazoa, Chordata, Mammalia, Rodentia, Heteromyidae.
AUGAAAUGGUUUGGGGUCCUGGGGCUGGUGGUCCUCUCCGACUGCUUGGUCACAAUCCCUCUGAUGAAGAUCAAAUCCAUGCGGGAGAACCUACGGGAAGACAACAGGCUGAAGGAGUACCUGGACAAGUACCCAUACAGGACACUCCUGGCCCACAACCUUCUGGACCAGCAUCUGUCCUACCCAGGAGUAGCCUAUGAACCCAUGAGAAACUACCUGGAUCUGAGCUACCUGGGUGUCAUCGGCAUCGGCUCCCCGCCUCAGGAGUUCAAGGUCGUCUUGGAUACAGGUUCGGCAGCACUAUGGGUGCCAAGCAUCUACUGCUCCAGCCAGGCGUGCGCUAAACACAAAGUCUUCAAUCCGCUGCUCUCCUCCACCUUCCUGGUCUCUGGCCGGCCCAUUAACAUCGCCUAUGGUUCAGGGAAGAUGUCGGGAUUUCUGGCCUAUGACACGGUUAAGAUCGGGGGCCUGGUGGAUGUAGCCCAGGCCUUUGGCCUGAGCCUGGAGGAGCCUGGCAAGUUCAUGGAGUAUGCGGUCUUCGACGGCAUCCUGGGGCUGAGCUACCCCAGCCUUGGCCUUCAGGCAACCACACCAGUCUUUGACAGCCUGUGGGAACAAGGCCUGCUCUCUCAGAACCUCUUUGCUUUCUACUUGAGCAGCAAGGAAGAGAAGGACAGUGUGCUGAUGCUGGGCGGGGUGGACCCCUCCUACUACUAUGGAGACCUGAACUGGGUACCUGUGUCCAAGCCCAAGUACUGGCAGGUAGCCAUGGACAGCAUCUCCAUGAACGGGGAGGCUGUUGCCUGUGCCAGUGGCUGCCAAGGCAUUCUCGACACGGGCACCUCGUUGCUGACUGGCCCGCGUGACUCUCUCCUCAACAUCCACAAGAUCAUCAAUGCCAAGCCCUACAGUGGGGAGUAUAUCCUUGACUGUGAUACCAUCAACACCCUGCCUGACAUUGUCUUCACCAUCAACGGUAUCAACUACCCAGUGCCAGCCAGCGCCUACAUAAAGAAGGCUCACGAACACAUCUGCUUCAGCAACUUUGAACAAGGCGUAAACAACCUGUCUGACACUGAGAUCUGGGUCCUGGGAGACGUUUUCCUGAGACUGUAUUUCUCCGUGUUCGAUCGGGAGAACAACAGGGUUGGCCUGGCUCCUGCUGUCUAA